AUGACUGUUAUGAAGCCAAGGCAAAUUGGGCGAGUGAAGAGUGUGAUCUUCACAAUUCACAAUCUUGCCACUCAGACAGCGACACAAGAACAGAGGAAAGAGAGUAUUUUUGGCACUUUUCUUUUUUCUCCCCUUUGAUUGAAACUUAGGUCACACUGUCACAGCCACAACUCAAAGAAAGAGAGAGAGAGAGAAAAUAGAAAUGGAAGAAGAGGGAAUAGGGUUAGUGUUUGCCAGAGCUACAGAACUCAGAUUGAAGAUUAGCAAUUGCAUCCACACCGCCACCGCCACCGCCACCACAUCUAACCACGCGCCUCCCACUCUCAAUGGCCCGUCACCUUCCGCCGCCGACGACGAUGAUGACGAAGCUACUGAUAGGCUUCUCAAAAUUUGCGAUGCUCUCGAAACCUUGGAGACCCAGCUUGCUUCCUUGCAGGUUCUACAACAACAGCAGCGAUAUGAAAGAGAAACUGCCUUGGCUGACAUUGAGAGCAGUCGUAAGGUGUUAAUCGAUAAGCUGAAGGAGUACAAGGGUAAGGAAUUGGAUGUGAUACAUGAAGCUUCCAUUUUUGCUAGCGAAACUGUCGAAACCAAUAAUGAUCUGCUACUCCCUCCGUAUCCAAGCCGCCCCCCAUAUUCCAUGUCUCUGGACAAGGAGUAUCUGUCGCAAAUCCCUUCUGUGAAUAAGUCCGGUCGCAAUGGAUUAAUCACACUCGAUCCAAUGAUUGAGGCAAAAAACAGCCUAGGUGAUAAGGAGCAAAAUCGUGCUGCAAAUGAAGAUAAAAGUUUAAGAAAAGGGUUGGGAUAUUUCAUAACUUCUGCAGCCAAAACAAUGCUUACAGUUGCUGGAGUGGUAUCAAUAUUAAGUGUGUCUGGCUUUGGGCCUAAUCUGGGGAAGUUAGGCGUCCGAUUCAAUGUACAAGACCGGCGUCAAAGAACAGAAGAUGAGAAUGAAAGAUCUGCUGCCCAGAAUGUGAAGCAUAGAUCAAUUACUCAGUGUCCGCCUGGUAGAAUUUUGGUGACGGAAAAUGGGGAAGCUCGAUGUCUUGUGAAAGAGAGAGUGGAAAUUCCAUUUUCGGCUGUUGCUUCAACACCUGAUAUAAACUAUGGAUGUGGUUAACCACAUCACUUGUCCCUCUGUCUUUUGUUUCUGUUUCUUGUGGAUAUGCAACUUCAUCAAAAUAAAAAAAAAAUUAUGAAGUUAAUCAAAGUUGGCUAGUGAUGUCAUGGUUUAUGGUAGUUGAAUUUAGGUAAAUGAAGUUAAUCAAAGUUGGCUCUUUCUUUCUUUCUUUUCUUUUGGUUGUGAGAAAUUUUUGUUUAUCUCAAUUGUUUGAUGGUGUUGAGCUCAUCAGUAGUGAUGCUUCAGUUGCAUACAUGACACAUUUUGCUUACAAUUGACAAAACCGAUAGAACACAAAUUCCUAA
Arachis duranensis is the source of this 1425-nucleotide messenger RNA. RefSeq names its product plastid division protein PDV2. The record is from RefSeq and is a predicted model, not a curated record. NCBI's taxonomy places the organism in Eukaryota, Viridiplantae, Streptophyta, Magnoliopsida, Fabales, Fabaceae. The transcript is spliced from 2 exons. Gene Ontology annotation, biological process: chloroplast fission. Bases 203 to 1120 code for a protein of 305 amino acids.